This is a messenger RNA of Dryobates pubescens (Downy woodpecker), 950 nucleotides long. RefSeq names its product selenoprotein M (gene SELENOM). The transcript has 5 exons. The record is from RefSeq and is a predicted model, not a curated record. Gene Ontology annotation, molecular function: oxidoreductase activity. Gene Ontology annotation, cellular component: endoplasmic reticulum lumen. Lineage: Eukaryota; Metazoa; Chordata; Aves; Piciformes; Picidae.
AUGCCUCGGGUGGCGCCGCUCCUGCUGCUGCUGCUGGCGGCGCCGCUGCUGGCGGCGGGGAGCGACCCGGAACCCUCCCGCCGCCGAGCCGAGCUGCGGGGCCUGGCCCGGGGCAAGGUGGAGACCUGCGGCGGGUGACGGCUGAACCGCCUGAGGGAGGUGAAGGCUUUCGUCACCCAGGACAUCCCCCUCUACCAUAACCUGGAGUUGAAACACCUGCCCGGUGCUGACCCCGAGCUUGUGCUCCUCAGCUACCGAUACGAGGAGCUGGAGAGAAUCCCCCUGAGCGACAUGACCCGGGACGAGAUCAAUCAGCUGGUGCAGGAGCUGGGCUUCUACCGCAAGGAGGCGCCCGACGCCCCUGUGCCUGAGGAGUUCCAGUUUGCCCCUGCCAGGCCUCUGCCUACCCUCCUGUCUGCCCCAGCCCCUGGCGCUGACAGCAGGACCCCACCUGAACAGGAGAAGGAAGAACACCCCGACCUGUAGCAAGGGGUGCUGCAGCCAGUACCCAGCACCUGGGAUAAAGGUGAGGGAGCAGCUGGGCACAGUGCUGCCAGGUGGCAAAGGUGCCCCCUCAGCUGUUGCUCAGUGCCAUGUAGCCUCUGCUCCAAAGAUGCUUUGAGCACCUCAAGCCUUGAGCAGGGGCUUCCCAGGCGUUGUGGACAUUCCAGGGGUCCUGUGUGCCUGUCAUGGCCCUCCCUCCCCUGCAGCCCAGCCUCCCUGGCUGGCUGAGAGGAGCAGGGCUCCUUGUGCUCCCUUGCCAUGCUUCGAGGUGUGGCUGAAUCCCAGUGCUGGGUGGCAGCUCCCUACCUGCAUGGGACAGGAUGAAGCACUCAGCAGAAAGCCCAAGGUGCUGAGAGUAGAUGUGCUAAGUCCAGGAGGUAGGAGAGCUGCUCCCAGGGAGGGGAUGGCUUCACAGCUUAGCAGGGUUGUCUCAUACCAACUCCCCA